Molecule: messenger RNA, 5312 nt
Organism: Gigantopelta aegis
Lineage: Eukaryota; Metazoa; Mollusca; Gastropoda; Neomphalida; Peltospiridae
Product: fibronectin type-III domain-containing protein 3A-like
Exons: 24
Coding region: 42-3800 (1252 amino acids)
Molecular function (GO): protein binding
Source: RefSeq, a predicted model, not a curated record
UAUUGUUACGGCACGACCAAGAAGGGGAAAGCCUUUCUAAAAUGGCUGAAAACAAGGAUGCUAAUCAGAAUUGUAACCACGGCAACGGAGUGCCAUGCGUAACUCAAGAAAAUGGACACCUGAGUUGUGACGAAUCGGUUAUUAAGAAUGGAAUAAGUUCCGAAGACACCAUCACAGACGCUGCCCCUGCUGCUACUCCGCCGCAGUCUGUGCAAUCAAACAGAGUUAACUCCCCUACCAAUGUAUCGCGACCUCACGUUAACCAUCGGACGGGCUCCCCAACGAACUAUACGGGAAGUACCGCGCACACCACGUCUGCACGCGAGGAGGCCAGUUCGCCGAUGGGCAGUCAGAAUUCGCCGCCCAACCACCAACACGUGGUACACGUUCAUGUGAACCCGGGAGAGACGUUUUCUGUGCGGCUCGGUGAUCAGAUUCAACAUAUUCAAGGUCCAGCCACUGUGCGGAUGGUUUCAAACAACGGACCGCCACUUCCCAUGCCCAUGCAGGUCCCUCCUGGUCACAUGGUCCAACAGAUCGUCGACGAAUACGGGAUUCUAACACACGUCAUUCUAUCACCACAGCCUCCUGUUCCGGGCAGCCCGAUGACGGGUGGACCAAACAGUGCCACGCAGUAUUACCACAAUCCGUACGGACCACACUACACUCAGCACCCUCAGUACCCAGCCCAUCAUCAUCCACAUCCGCACGCCGUUCCACCACACAUGCAGUCGGGGGGCAUGCCUCCUCCUCCGCCACAUGUUCAGACGCCGCCCCCUCAUAACUGUACGAAUCAUACACCAGUGCAUUCAUCAGGUCCCAGUCCACCAGUGAACUCCACGGAAGACCGAACGUUGAGGACUCGCGCCAGGGUUCGGAAGAAACUCGAGCGGCGCCGGACAGACGGAUACCCGCCACGUCCCCCGGCACGAAGACGCUGUCCCGGAGUGAAUGGAGAAGUUCAGCAUGGAAACCACGUCUCAAACAUGUCCCCGACAGAAAAUGGUCCAACAGAACCCGACGAAGACAAUUCCCUUAUUUUACAAUAUCUUUCAAACAUGCCCCCUCCCAGGGUUACUGAUAUAGAGGCUAGAAGUGCCUUGAUACAGAUAUCUCCUCCUGAUUGUGAUUCUAGUGACCUUGACGCGUCCGAGUUCAAAUAUGAGUUACUGCUGUCUGACAAGGGACGCGAUGCCAAAUACAAACCAGUUUAUAGUGGUGAUGCCACAGAAAUAACAUUGAAAGAUCUGAAACCAGCAACAGAAUACUUCUUAAGGGUGUGUACAGUGCUAAAUGAUGACCUGAAAGGAAACCAGACCGACGCGGUCAGUUUUCGCACGGCUGCCUGCGAGCCUGACAUGCCCCAACCCGCUACACUUCUAGCCAAAACUAAAACCUCAUUACAGCUCAAAUGGAAGGCCGCAUGUGAGAAUGGGUCUAAAAUUUCAACAUAUACCCUGGAAUGUGACCAGGGGAAUGGUGAUGGUAAUUUUGUCGAAGUCUACAAUGGCCUGCAGAGACAGUACCGUAUGACCAAGCUGCAGGCGGCCUCACGGUAUACAUUCAGACUGGCCGCCAUCAACAGUGUGGGCAAAAGUCCUUUCAGCGAACCAGUGACAUUUUAUUCAUCGGGUACUGUCCCCUCACAGCCAGACCCGCCCAUGCUAUCGGAGCAGUUUGUCUUCGCACUGACAAUAUCGUGGAUCAAGAGGCCUAAUGAUGACGAGUUCUUACUGCAGAUGGAGGAUGAAGCUACUGGUCAUGGUUUCAUGCCUGUAUACAAUGGGCCAAACCUUUCUUACACCAUUCGGAAUCUGAGGCGGAAUACGGAAUAUAAAUAUCGGUUAUCUGCCAAAAAUGAUGAGGGCCAGAGUAAAUGGAGCGACGUUGUGUGUUACCGCACGUACCCAGAGAGACCUUCCACACCAUGUAAACCGCAGAUCAAGGGCAAAAUAUAUGCUCACAGUUUUAAGGUUACAUGGGAUCCUCCUGCUGAUAAUGGUGGCUCAGAAAUCACAAAGUUUGUCGUGGAACUGGACGAUGGUCAUGGGUAUGACACGGUGUAUGAGGGGUCUGAACGAGAACAUCUGUUUGAUCAUCUUGUCCCGGGCCACACGUACCGAGUCCGGGUGGCGUGUUGCAGUGCCGGCGGCCGCAGUGAGUUUUCCAACUGUUGUGAGGCGACAACUCUUCCAGUUUCACCAGGCCAGUGCCAAGCCCCCAAGCUGCAGGGCAAACCCAAGGCCACCUCUUUGCAUUUACGGUGGAGUUAUCCUGAGUACGAUGGUGGUGCACAGGUGACGUCGUACGCUGCCCAGAUGAUCUCCCCGGACAACACGAUGCGCGAGGUGUACCGUGGCCACGACUUAGACUGCAUAGUAGCUGGGCUUCUGCCAGGCAGACCAUAUCUCUUUCAAGUUCGAGCUUUCAACAGAGCAGGGGGUGGCCCCUGGUCUGACCCUCUGGAGGUGGUGAGCGGGGCGGGUGUACCAGAAACCCCGAGAAGUCCCCAGGCCACCUGCAAGUCACCCCACAGUGCAAUAAUAUCCUGGGAAGAACCCUUCAAUAAUGGUGCUGCAAUAACAGAGUACAGACUGGAGUGGCAGCACAAGCUAGAUAAUAACGAGUUCUCUCAGUUAUAUUUUGGGCCAUGCCUGACCUACGACGUGAAGGGUCUCACUCCUGCUACACUUUAUUCUUUUCGGGUUCAGGCCAUCAACAGUGCUGGUCCGGGGCCGUUCUCGGCACCAUCCCCGUGCGUGACCCCUCCCUCUAGUCCGGCCCCCAUCAUCACCAUCAAAAGCCAGGCGACGGCGACGUCAAUCUGGGUGUCGUGGCGUGAGCCGCACAACAACGGCAGUGAGAUCAUCUCGUACAACCUGGACCUGGGCGAGAAGCAGCUCAUCACUAUCGAGCCCUCGUGCGAGUACACCAUCGACAACCUCAUUCCCGAAACUGUUUACAAAAUCCGUAUCCAGGCUGUGAAUGGUAUUGGUGUGGGUGCGUUCAGUGCCCCCGUCAAGGUUGUCACACGUGCGCUCCCUCCCAGCCCACCGAGACUGGAGUGUGUGGGUGUCGCCCCCAGCAGUCUCAAACUGAAGUGGGGUGAAGGUCGUAACACUGAUCUCCUCACCUACACACUAGAGAUGGAGAAGGAAGAUGGCAGCUUCCAGGCAGUGUAUACGGGUCCAGCACACACGCAUAAGGUGAACAAGUUGACCGAGUUGACGAGCUACGAGUUCCGGAUAUUCGCAAGCAACGACGCUGGCGGGGGCCCCUACUCUGACACUUACACAUUUAAAACGACCAUAGCUCCACCCCCUGCCAUGAGAGCGCCAAAGUUGUGCGAGAUCACACUGACGAGCUGUUUGGUGGAGUGGCAGAGUUGUCGCCCGAUGGCCGGGGACGUGAUUGUCUACUUACUGCAGGUUCAGAGACUCGACAGUCACGACCACGAGUACAAACAGUUGUACCGUGGGCCGAGUGUUCAGUUCAAGCUGGAGACCCUUCAACCAAAGACGGACUACCACGUGAGAGUGUGCGCGAUUCGGCAGUGCGAGGACCAGAACAUGGGAGACAUUGUGGGCGCGUUCAGCCCGGGUGUGACGUUCACGACGCUCAGUCCGGAGCCUGUGCGCCUGAACUCGUCCAAGUCCGUCGAGUCCAAGCUGUUGGAGCCGAAGCAACUGACCGACCAGCAGUGGGCAGCCAUCAUUGUUGUUGUUUUUGUGAUCGUCGCUAUAUUGAUUGCCUUUUUGACUCAGCAUGUCAUUGAUUAUUUACGUCGCACAGAUACAUAAAAAAGAAGAAGAUAAAAUGUGACCAGUUGGUUAUUUGGGUCGCACUGAUACAUAAAAAAUAUAUAAAAUGUGACCAGUUGGUUGUUUACGUCGCACAGAUACAUAAAUAAUAGAUAAAAUGUGACCAGUUGGUUGUUUAGGUCGCACAGAUGCAUAAAAAAUAGAUAAAAUGUGACCUGUUGGUUAUUUAGGCACGCAGAUACAUAAAUAAUAGAUAAAGUGUGACCUGUUGGUUAUUUAGGUCGCACGGAUACAUAAAACAUAAAUAAAGUGUGACCAGUUGGUUAUUUAGGUCACACGGAUACAUAAAAAAUAGAUAAUGUGACCUGUUGGUUAUUUAGGUCGCACGUAUACAUAAAACAUAAAAUGUGAUCUGUUGAUUAUUUAGGUCGCACAGAUACAUAAGAAAUAGAUAAAGUGUGACCUGUUGGUUAUUUAGAUCGCACGGAUACAUUUAAAAAAAAAAAGUGCGACUGAUUUCGCCAGUGAAUACCACAAGGAAAUAGCACGCUGCAGUUUGAGGUGGAUGGAAGGAUGAAGAUGAAGUCAUUAAGAAAAAAAAAGGGAGGAAUUUACAAACAGGAAGAGACAAUGUGUCUUCUUUUGAAAAAGGGAAAAGAAACUACUGUUUUUCCUUUUUUGUUAGUAUCAUUUGAAAUUAGUGGAUUCUUUCGAUGGAAGAAGAAAUUUGUGGAUUAUUUCAAUGGAGGAAGAAUCAUAUCUGAAUUUUGAGCUUGCACAACAGUUACUGAGCCCGACACACGGUUACGAAGGCACAGUUGAAGCGAAAGCUGUUAAAAUUAUGAUCCUGAUUUUAUAAAUUCUGCAGUUUGUUGAUAUACAGAAUUGUGAUUGCAAGUAAACGUACAAAUUGCAAUUUCUGUUUCCAAUUUAUUCUAGCUUAAUGGUUCUGUGGUAUAACGGUUUUUUGAUGGUCAGUUUGGGACUAUAUUUUAAGUCGUACUAUUUGUUGCUAUUCAUUGGUGUCUGCUGAUGGCCGACCAUGUGACCUUGAACUCUUGACCUUGCUUAAUGUGGCUGGGGGAAAUGGUGUAGAAUUUUCUUCUGUGACAUUGGUGAUGUCAUUAUUACCCAUGAUUCCUCAGUGGUUAACUGCUUGUUAAUGUUUUAAAAGUAUCGACAGAUAUUGUUACGUUAUAUAUAAACCAGCAUUCGCAUAAAAUGAAUGUUCAUGUACAUAAUUGUUAUAAUUUUUUUUUUUUUUUUUUUGACAAUGUCUGUUUCAAAGCUGCUUGAUAUAUUGUGAUAUGGGACUUACUCCAAGCACAUGAAAAAGUAUGUAUUACAAUAUAUAUUGUCGUAUCCAACAGUUAAUUUUAUUUUUCUCACUUGUUAAGAGAAUAUCGUGUUCACGCUAGUCAUGUAAAAAGAAUAAUAAUAAUUAAUGAAUCUUUGGUUGUACUUUCCAAAUAGAUAUUGUCACAGUGUGUAAUAUGCUUUUGAUCAAAAGAUGUUGAAAAAAAAAUGAAGAUUUUUAUUCUCUGGUCGUUA